AUGUCUUGCACUGCUGAGAAGGAGGCCCCGUCCAUUGGACUCGAUGCGACACUUAGCGACGAAGUAAUUGAGUACACGCCUUUCUUUUACAUGCCAAAUCUUGAGGAUGUUCAGAUGUACAACAAGGGGGGAUACCACCCAGUCCACAUUGGCGACAUCCUUGAUGGCCGUUUCGAAGUUGUCCACAAGCUUGGCAGUGGCGGUUUUGGAAUCGUUUGGCUUUGUCGCGAUACUUUACUGAACAAAUGGAGGGCAGUCAAGAUAAUGACUGCCGACCAUUCUGCUAAAGGCACGGAAGAAAAAAUAUUCAGUUAUCUACGACGUCAUUGUUCCCCGGCAGAGCUCGAGAGAAAUCACAUACUACUACCUUUGGAACAAUUCUCGCUUUUGGGGCCUAAUGGCCGUCAUUUAUGCUUCGUAAUGCCGGUUCUUGGCUGGACAAUUUCGAGCUGGCGUCUGCUGCGAAAAGACUACGAAGAACAGACUCAUGAUGACACAAGAAGCGUAUGCCGACAGAUCAUUGAGUCUAUGCAUUUUCUCCAUAGUCACGGAAUAUGUCACGGAGACUUCAAACCAGGCAAUAUCCUCAUGGAAGUUGAAGGUAUUGAUGAUCUAGAUCGUGAUGAAAUUCUAAGUCUUAUGGGAGCUCCGGAAUGUUACGAUGUUGAGACCGAGUCUGGCCAGCCCCUGACACCUAGGGCCCCAAAAUAUUGUGUGACAUCUGCAAACGAAUUCUGGUGUGAGAAAUUAACAACGAAUUCCAUCGCAAUCAUCGAUUUCGGAGAAUCAUUCUUCACAGCAACUCCUCCUAUAUCAACGGGCAUUCCGGAACUGUAUGCAGCCCCUGAAGUCCUGCUUCAAGGUUAUGGGACCUUAGGACCACAUAGCGACAUAUGGUCAUUGGCAUGCACCUUAUUCGAAGUUCGAACGGGUUCGCCGCUGUUCGGGGAUGUGGUGAGUGGUGGGUACAGCAACGUGACCAGUAAAUUCGAGUUAUUCUUGGGACCGCUACCACCCUCGCGAUAUCAAACGUCGUCCGGGGAUAUGAGAGGCUCUACAGUCAAAAACGAGCUGCAAUCCGAUACUCCGGGGCCAGAUGAAUUCGCAGAGGACAGGGCUGAGUUGAUUGAAGGAUCUGGCUAUUCAGAUAUAUUCGAGGCGCUACUUGGAGCUGAGCAGACUGCAUAUCUCAAUGUUCAUAUAGCUGAGAAUGUAGAAGCCAUUAAGUAUCGAUAUCCUGAAGAAGAUGUACUGGGCUUAGCCGAUCUUUUGAGGAGGAUGCUGAAGUAUGACCCAGAAGAUCGUAUCACUAUGGAGACAGUCAUAUCGCAUCCUUGGGUUGGAAAAACGCGUAAGGGCAAUGCUGGCACAGAUUCGGGGAGGCAACGAGAAACGCCUAAGCUUUACCUUUACCUUAGCAUAUUUAAUAAGAGGAUAUUGUGUUAA
Molecule: messenger RNA, 1446 nt
Organism: Daldinia vernicosa
Lineage: Eukaryota; Fungi; Ascomycota; Sordariomycetes; Xylariales; Hypoxylaceae
Product: kinase-like protein
Exons: 2
Coding region: 1-1446 (481 amino acids)
Biological process (GO): protein phosphorylation; spliceosomal complex assembly; regulation of mRNA processing
Molecular function (GO): protein kinase activity; ATP binding
Source: RefSeq, a predicted model, not a curated record